AUGAAAAGCGGCCCCCCUACACCCCUGCCGCCGGAGAACCCUGCCACCAAGCUACUGCUCCUCCCGCUGGGGGACCGCUCCGCCGGGUCCCAGCCGCCUGAGAAACCCUCCGUCGCCCAGCUGCAGCUCCGGAUGCCGGGUAAGUGCCCCACAGAGCCCCAAGACCUACCCGCACGUGGGGACUUUCCUAUAGCCCCCCCACCGCCCAUGCUACUGAGGGACCCCUGCCCCGUGUCCCAGCCACUGCCCCACGUGCAGACUGGAGACCCCUGCGGCGUGCUCCAGCCACCGCCGCCCACGCCUCCGAGGAACCCCUGCCCCGCGUCCCAGCCGCUGCCCCAGGUGCAGCCACCGCCGCCCGGGACGCCGAGGGACCCCAGCCCCACUCCCCGACUGCCGCUGCCUGAACGGCCCGGGGAGCCCCGCGGCGUGCUCCAGCCGCUGCCGCUGCCCGGGAGGCCGGGGGACCCCUGCCCCGCGUCCCAGCCGCUGCCCCAUGUGCGGCCACUGCCGCCCGGGAGGCCGGGGGACCCCUGCCCCGCGUCUCGACCGCCGCUCCCUGGGCAGCCCGGAGAGCCGCGCGCCACGCUCUGGCCGCCACUCCUGGGGCCUCCGGGGGACCCCUGCCCCACUCUUGGGCCGCCGGCGCCCCUGCCCGGGCCGACAUGGGACCCCUGCCCCUCUCCCCGACUGCCGCUUACCGGACAGUCCGGGGAGUCGUGCGGCGGGCUCAGGGAGCCCCGCGGUGUGUUCUCGCCGCCGUCGCCGCCCGAGACUCCGGGCGACCCCUGCCCCGCGCCCCGGCCGCUGCCCCCCGGACAGCCAGUAGAGCACCGCGGCGCGCUCUGGCCGCUGCUGCCGGAGCCGUUGAGGGACCCCCGCCCCGCUCCUUGGCCGCUCCGGCCCGAGCAGACCCGCGGCGCGCCGCAGCCGCCGCCACUCGGGCCACCACGGGACCCCUGCCCCGCUCCCCGGCUGCCACUGCCCGAGCAGGCCGGGGAACCCUGCGGCGUUCUCCGCCCGCCGCCCGGGGACCCCUGCCCCGCGCCCUGGACGCUGCCCCCUGGGCAGCCCAGAGAGCCACGUGGCGCGCUCUGGCCGCCGCUGCCGGGUCCACUGGGAGACCCAUGCCCCGCUCCCUGGCCACCUCGGCCUGAGCUACCACUGCUCGGACCACCCUGGGACCCCUACUCCGCUCCCCGGCUACCGCUCCCUGAGCAGUCCGGGGAGCCCCGCGACGUGCUGCAGCCGCCGCCGCCACCCGGGCCACCGGGUGACCCCAGCACCGCUCCCCAGCCGCUGCUGCCCGAACGCCCUGGGGAGCCGCAGCGCCUGCCCCAGCCAUCGCUCCCGGAACCCCCGGGGGUCUCCUGCACCGCGCCGCUGCCGCCUAUGCAGCCAGGGGACCCCCACCACCGGCCCCGGCCGGAGCGGCCGGGGGCUUCCCACCCUGUGCUCCAGCCACCACCGCACCAGUCUCCGCUGCGGCAGGCGGACUCCCCUCCUGAGGACGCCCCCCCUGCUGUUAUAACCCCCACCCCACAGAGGACUGAUGGCGACACCAUCUACCUAGCGUACCCCCUCGCUGCUGAUGCGCUCACCUGCCCCAUCUGCCUGCCGCCCCGCCAUUUCCACCUCCUGGGGGGAGUCACCAGACACCUGAAGAGGUGCCACGGCAAAUCCGUCGCCUUCAGCUGCGCCCGCUGCAGCCUGCCCUUCGAAUCCUAG
Molecule: messenger RNA, 1728 nt
Organism: Emys orbicularis (European pond turtle)
Lineage: Eukaryota; Metazoa; Chordata; Testudines; Emydidae
Product: basic proline-rich protein-like
Exons: 2
Coding region: 1-1728 (575 amino acids)
Source: RefSeq, a predicted model, not a curated record